AUGUCACCGACGCCGAGACCGUCCCGACUCGAUGUCCCCAAGGUCCCCGAGGGACACGGGCGCCUCGUCACCGCCUCGGCCAAGGCACGGCCACAGCUCCGUGUCCCCGAUGUGUCCCCGAUGUGUCCCCAACGUGUCCCCAACGUGUCCCCAACCGGCGAAACCGCGCCCAUGCACCCUGCGCGGGCUAAUCUGCAUAACCCCGCCCCUUCGCUGAUGAGACCACGCCUCCCCGCCUCGCGCAUGCGCAGCCCCUCCCGGCGCCGGCGCAGGGCGACCCUCUACCUGCGCUCGCUGCCCGCCCCGCGCCCCCCGCCCCGCGCCCCCCGCCCCCCCCGGGGGGUCCUGGACGCCUCGGGCUCCUUCCGGGUCUACUGGGACGUGCUGGGAGCCCCCCCGGGCUGGGCCCGCGCCCCCCGCCCCGAGCUGGUCCUGGCCACCCACGGGACCCCCGGGCGGGCGGCGGCGGCGCUGGGGGGGGGGUCCUGGGGGGGGCCGCUGUCCCUGGCGGUUUUUGGGGAGCCCCGGGGGGGGCUCCGGGAGCUGCUGCGGCUGCUGGGGGGGCCCUGCCGGGGGCUGCGGGGCCGCCUGAGGCUGCAGGUGGUGCAGGGGGCGGCGGGACCCCCGCCCAGGGUGCCGCCCCCCCAGGGAGCCCCCCGAGACCCCCCCGGGGGGUGCCGGGGGGCUCUGGCCCGGCUGGCGGCCGCCGACCCCCCCAGUUACAGUCUGGGGGUGCCGUACCCCGGGAACCUGCUGAGGAACGUGGCCUGGCAGGGGGCGGCCGGGGGGGGGCCCGGGGCGCGACCCCCGCCCCAGCCCGGGGGGCGCUUCGUGCUGAUGGUGGACGCGGACGUGGAGCCGAGCCCGGGGCUGCGCGAGGGGUUCCUGGAGCUGCUGCGGGGCGGGGGGCUGGACCCCAAAAACUGGGGGGGGCUGGGGGGGCCGGACCCCCGAAAUGGGGGGGAACGGGACCCCAAAAACUGGGGGGAACAGGGGGACCCCAAAGCUCCGGGGGCUCGGGGGGAUUUGGGGAGCCCCAAAACUUUGGGGGCUCCCGGUGGGCUGGGGGUCUCCAACUCCUCGGGGGUCCGCCAAGGUCUGAGUGACCCCGGUGUCCCCAACGCUCUGGGGGUCCCCACGGUCCCAAAGAACCCCCAAAGUUCGUUGGGCCCCCAAGAGCCCAGGGGUCGCCAAGCCCCGAGUGACCCCAAAACCCCGAGUGACCCCAAAAUUCUGAGCGACCUCCAUGCCCCCGGUGCCCCCCAUGCCCUGGGUGACCCCAACACCCUGGAUGCCCCCCACGCCCCCGGUGCCCCCCACCCCCCGGGUGCCCCCCCCUGGGCCCGCGCUCUCUUUGUCCUGCCCGCUUUCGAGCUGCGGGGGUCGCGCCGCCCCCCGGGCUCCAAGGCGGAGCUGCUGCGGCUCUGGGGGGCGGGGGUCGCCCGCCCCUUUUACGGGGGGCUGUGCCCCCGCUGCCAGGCCCCCACGGCCUUCGGGCGCUGGCGGGCGCUGCCCCCCGGCCCCCCGGGCGCCCCCCGGCUGCGCGUGGCCUACGAGGUGCCCUGGAGGGACCCCUGGGAGCCGUUCUUCGUGGCCCCCGCCCGCGGCGUGCCCCCCUUCGACGAGGGCUUCCUGCAGUACGGCUUCAACCGCAUCAGCCAGGCCUGCGAGCUGCACGUGGCCGGGUUCCGGUUCGCGGUGCUGGACGGGGCCUUCGUCACCCACCGGGGCUGGAAGGAGCCGGGCGGGUUCCACGGGGGCCGCGAGGCCGAGCUGGGCCGGAACCGCCGGCGCUACCGGGCCUUCAAGGAGGGGCUGAAACUGAGGUACCCCGAGUCCCCCCGCCGCUGCUGAGCACCUGGGGACACACCUGGGACAGCUGGGGACACACCUGAGCACACCUGGGACAGCUGGGGACACACCUGGACACACCUGGGACAGCUGGGGACACACCUGGACACACCUGAGCACACCUGGGACAGCUGGGACAGCUGGGGACGCACCUGGACACACCUGGGAGAGCUGGGGACACCAGGGACAGCGCUGGGGAACCCCCAGUGGACACCUUAGACACCGUGGAACCUCCCAAAGGACACCUGGGGGCAGCUGAAGACCCUCCAUGGACAUCUGGGGACACCUGCCACACCUGGGGACCCUCCAUGGACACCUGGAUGCCCCCUGGACAUGGGGGUGAUCUUCCCUCAGUAAAUUUGGGCCCCUACCCAUGA
Messenger RNA from Serinus canaria (Common canary), 2228 nucleotides. It is a transcript of the gene B4GAT1, whose product is annotated as beta-1,4-glucuronyltransferase 1. NCBI's taxonomy places the organism in Eukaryota, Metazoa, Chordata, Aves, Passeriformes, Fringillidae. The record is from RefSeq and is a predicted model, not a curated record. The transcript has 4 exons. The coding region runs from base 1 to 1854 and encodes 617 amino acids. Gene Ontology annotation, molecular function: glucuronosyltransferase activity.